CGGCCAAGUAAGAGCAACUGCGCUGUCUUGGAAGUGUGUGCUCGACCCAAAUGUCUGACCUCCACUGUUCAUGCAUGAGUCUAGGAAAUCAAUUUAUCCACCUUAAUAAGUGAAUGAGUACAACUCAGAUCCGGAUUCCGGAUGCUCUACUUGGGAGUCAUCUUCGAUUCGGCUGGCUUGAAAGACACAAAAGUUGUUCGAUUAGAAGCAAGAUCGGACAUUCGGACAGUGAGCAGGCAGCAUUGCAAUCUUUUAUCUUUAUCUUUGGAUCCUGCAGGUGGCAUGCUACAAGCAGCAAGCAAAGAAUUGAUUUCUUUCUUUAGUGAAAGCAAAAGGUAAUCCUUUCAAUGAAAGAGAAAACAAAAGCAAAGGUAAGGAUCCUGCCUCUUGGUCUUUUUCUACUGAAGGCAUUUGUGCACACAUACAAGCACAUGCCACCCCAAAUACUUCGCCACAGAGUGUAGCAUGUCCCCUUUUUUUGCUCUCCAAUUAGACCUUGUUACAGUUGCACCUGAACGAUCUAUUUGCCUUCUCUCUGGCUACUUGCUCUCGACAUAGUACAAAUUAUUCAACUUAACCAAGGUAUGAAACUAGGUCACCUCGCACCUGCUCUAAAUCUGCCUUCCUGCUUCUCCAGAUUUAUAUAUGCUAACUUUAUUUAUCUCUCCUGUUUGUAUACCAGGAAAUUAAGCAGUAAUCGAUUACUGGUGGAUGGCUUAAUCUGGAUAUUGUUAACGAGCUGACUGAUUGAUCAUAAGCCUGAAAUGGAAUCUAGAGGCUAGAGAUUGACAUAUCUUAGUAACUUAUCAUGCGUACAGAGGUUAUCAGUGCAGACACCAUUGAUGAGUCCGUCGAAAAAAUUCUCGUUGAACUUGGGGCAGACAGUACAAGCAACAGGGAGAAUGCCAUCUACUUUGAUGGCUGGGAUGGGCUUGGGGCGUCUGCCGUCCUGCAAGCCAUAGCCGAACGCCUCACAAUAUCAAAUGAGCUGUCAACAAGGCCCACGGGGCUGGAGUUUGAGAAAAUCAUCCACAUCGACUGCUCAAAGUGGGAGAGCAGAAGAGCCAUGCAGAGGGAAAUUGCAGUGCAGCUGAAGCUUCCCAAUUGGGUGAUGGAGAUGUUUGACAAACAAGAUGCGGAGGAUGAUUUCAAUGGGCUAGACCAGGGCUCCCGCGGUGAGAUAGCACAAGUUGUCACAGAGAUCUACCAUACCAUACAGAAUUGCAGAUUCCUAGUGAUCCUGCACAAUGGAAGCAAUGAGGAGAUUGAUUUAUUCGAUUUUGGUCCCUCUCUAUAUGGAUAUGCGAAUAGCAAGAUGCUGUGGACAUUCCAAGGGAGGUUUCGGCUUGACCCUAAGAGGACAGAUAUCGUGAAGAAGGGCAGAACAACAUAUGUUCUCCUUUCAGCUUCAAGACGUUGGCGAGAUCCACAGGAGCUUUGGUCAUAUCUAGUGCAUCAUGAGGCAGCACAAGUUUCCUGCAAUAAGCAUGGCCGUCACAUCAUCGAUCCGGCUAUAGCCGCUGAGUGUGUCUUGUAUAUGCUGAAACAGUGCUCCAUCGGCUCUCAAACUGUUGACUACGACUGGGCUAUCCACACCAGUAACUACUGGGUCUGCGAGGGGAUCAUCGCACUGACAAGCAUUGACAAAGCAUGGCAAGUUGGAGAUUUUCUGCAGCACGGGUUGCAGUUGUUGGACGUUAACAACCAGCUUAGUAACGAUGAGUCAAUAAUAAUGCCUUCGUUUCACCUGGCAAGGUCUACCGAGCGCAUGCCGUACUGGAUUUCCACAACUUGUGGAUUUGUGCUGAGCCCCUCUGGUGCUAUCCCCGACAGCAUGUUUCAGUACUCGCACAGGCUUGGCGUGCUCACGCUCUCAAAGUGUACCUUCAGUUUCUCAUCGCCUCCAUUCCUCUGUUGCCAGAGUCUGAGAUUCUUGUGGCUUGAUCGCUGCCAAGACCUCCUAACAAGAAGCAGCACCACUGAUCAUCACCAGCCAGAUGCAAACAAGGAGGAGGAGUUGGGCAAAAGCAGCACGACAUCAUGGGAGUGCUUCCAUAGCUUGUGGGUGCUUGAUCUGCGCUACACAGAUUGGGAUCAGAUCCUGUCAGCACAGGUGAUGGAUUUCAUGACCCAGGUCAGGGAGCUAAACGUGAUGGGAGCCAAGAACUGGGACAUGAGCCAUUUACGGGGACGGCUGCGUAACAUUCGCAAGCUCCGGGUAACAAAGUCCACCUGCUGCUUCACCAACAACGUGUUCUCUGAGAUGGAUGGCUUGGAGCUUCUUGAUUUUUCGGGAAAUACUAUCAGCCAAGGCAUGACAAGCUUAUCUGGGUCAACAAGCAACAGUAGCCUUGAGACUGUCAUUAUUGAUGGGUUCAAUGGGUUAAAAAUUAUCUCUUUGAGGGGCUGCAAAGUACUGAGGAACCUGUUGUUCAAAGGAUUGUUUGAGAGUCUUGUGGAGCUGGACCUCUCAGGCACAAAAGUCAAAACCCUCAACCUCAGAGAAGUGAGAGCCAGCUCACUCCCCAAGCGGAUCAUGCUGCUUGGUUGCGAGAAGCUAUGUGCAAUAUAGCCAAGAAUUGGCACAUGAGUCACUUACGGGGACGACUGCGUAACAUUUGCAAGCUCCGGGUAAGAAAGUCAACCUGCUGCUUCAACAACAACGUGUUCUCAGAGAUGGAAAGCUUGGAGCUUCUUGAUUUCUCGGGAAAUACCAUCAGCCAAGGCAUGACAAGCUUAUCUGGGGCAGCAAGCAACGUUCGUCUAGAGACUGCCAUCAUUGAUGGAUAUGAUGGGUUAAAAGUGAUCUCUUUUAGGGGCUGCAAAGAAUUGAGUAACAUGUUCUUCAAAGGAUUGUUUGAGAGUCUCGAGGAGCUAGACCUCUCUGGCACAAAAAUAAAAACCAUCAACCUCAGAGAAUUGGAAGUCGGCAAACUCCCCCGGAUCAUCCUGCUUGGCUGCGAGAAGCUAUGUGCAAUAUUGUGGCCCGAUAUGGUAGAAAGGCUAGGAUGUCGUGGUUUGCUACGUAUAGACACUACCUCCUCAACAUCAGCUGACGGAGGGGAAGCACCACAUUUUACAUCCUGCCGGAGGGCAAGGAAAAUUUGAGCAUGGAUGGCAGAUUUCUCUUGCAGAUACAAGGCUCCUUAGGUCACUUUCUCCUGUAGCAAGUUACUUAAAAAAGGCAUCAGUACAUAUUGAUAUCAGUUCUGCAGCCGCUGUUGGUGGUAGCAAUGUCCAAGGAACAAGCAGCGACAAACUAGUGCAAGUCCAACCACAUACAAGCACCAUAAUGGACUCCAAGUACAGAGAUGUCUUGAAGCAUGACCCUGUUGCAGCAACGAUGAUGUGGGACAUGCCCCGAGAUAUAUGCGUGGUCAGCCGAGAAGAAAUGUAUCAUAAAGGUGGUCAUGCAUUUCGGGCAGGGCAACAAACUGUUGGGGGAUACUCCAACUGCUAGUAUUAGUGCUUUACUGUUGCCUGAUUUAAUAUGUGACCUUGCUACAUCACUGCAUGUGUACAAUAACUCUUCCAUCACCAGUAUCCUUGUACCACCCCAUAGAUCAUCAGGAUGGAAAUUGCUAGGUUGGUGCCGGGUGGAGAGGUGCCCCGAGUUACACAACAGUCUUCACUAUUCCUCAGGGCAGUCGACGUCGUGUGUAUGUGUACGGUUUUUAUUCUCUGCAGACAUUCUGGGCCUCCCAGCUCCUGACGGCCUGCUACAUCUGGGACUGGACAAUUUUUCCGACAUUUCAUGCCUUUCCACACCUCAAGUUCUUGCACCUGGACUACUGCCCGAGGCUCAUACAUGUGCUCCCCAUACAUAAAAGCCCCUUGUCUGGACUAGAGACUCUUGAGAUAGUGUACUGCAGUGAUCUCAGGGAGGUAUUCCCAUUGAGCCCUGAGCUUCAAGAUCAGGAUAAAAUUAUAAAAUUCCCUGAGCUAAGGCACAUCCACCUGCACGAGCUCCCCACGCUGCAGCGCAUCUGUGGGCGCAGGAUGUGGGUGCCUAAACUCGAGACCAUCAAGAUCAGGGGCUGCUGGAGCCUCAGGUGUCUGCCGGCCAUCGGACGUGACACCGAGCCGCCCAAGGUGGACUGCGAGAAGGAACGGUGGGACAACCUGGAGUGGGACGGGAUGGAGCAGUACCACCACCCUUUCCUCUACAAGCGGAGGCACUCAAACCACUACAAGGCAAAGCUACCCAGAGGCAGCGUACUCAGAUCAAAACCCAACAUAAUACUGUAUGCAUAAAUGAUGAAGAUGGUGACUUUGUGUGUGAUUUUUUUGGGUCUGCUCUAGUCGGAAUGAUUAUUUGAUAAAUUUUAGAUGAAAGUAUUCACAACAGAUGACCAUGUUUGCUCCAAGGAACUGCUCCUGCAGAUUCCGGAGAGAAUUCAUCUUGUUUCGUUUGGACAAGGGAUGCUGUUUCGUUCCAUGUUAGUUUUAAACUUAUGUGUGUUAUUGUCACUAGUUUGGCCUUCAUGUGCAUCCUGACUAGCAUUUCCUUUGCCCAGAUGUAUGAGGUCCAUGCAAGCAAUAAAUUAUUGCCACUC
This is a messenger RNA of Brachypodium distachyon (stiff brome), 4556 nucleotides long. RefSeq lists its product as uncharacterized. The coding region runs from base 809 to 2572 and encodes 587 amino acids. The record is from RefSeq and is a predicted model, not a curated record. NCBI's taxonomy places the organism in Eukaryota, Viridiplantae, Streptophyta, Magnoliopsida, Poales, Poaceae. The transcript has 3 exons.